AUGAAUGAAUUUAACUAUUAUUUUCAUGACAAACAAUAUUCUUUUGCUUCAACUUCAUCUCAAGCUUUAGAGAUUACAAUUCCUAAUAAAAUAAUCUCGAUGUCAAAUAUUGAUGAUUACUUUAUUUAUGAUGAUCAAAACACUUAUACUAUGACUUCAUCACAAUCACAAGUCAUUGCUACUUCUGCUUUAACUUCAUCACAACCUUAUAAAAUAAUAACUCAAUUUGAUAAUAAAUCAUAUGAAUCAGAUGAUAAUUUAUCUGAUAAUUAA
Dentiscutata heterogama is the source of this 273-nucleotide messenger RNA. Lineage: Eukaryota; Fungi; Glomeromycota; Glomeromycetes; Diversisporales; Gigasporaceae. The record is from the annotation of a GenBank genome assembly.